GGGGGGGGAAAUAGUGCUGCUCGUCAUGUACACAAACGGGACAGCUUAUCCUGAAAGGAAAGGUACACUUUAAAUCUACCGGCACCUUCAUAGCCCGAGAUGACAGCGAUCAGGAAACAGAUAUCCUUUCACCGGAGAGUGAUCGGAGUUACUCUUUAACAUUCUAUUGAGUCCUUUUGCAGCAGAAUUCUCACACAUAAUACAUUACACAUGCAUCUAUGAAUGGUAAGAGUAUGAAAUGCAUUUGUCUUAUUUGGUCCCCUUUAUAAAUAAUUAAAGGGGUACUCUACUGGCCAACGUUCGGAACAUUUAGUUCCGAAUGCUGUCAGCGCGUGUUGCGGUGGCCGCCACGCCCCCUUCAUAGACAUGCAUUGAGAGGGCGUGGCCCGACAUCACGAGGUGGCUUGGCCGACCCCCGCAGCGCACGCACAGCGUUCGGAAAUAUAUGUUCCAAACGCUGGCCAGUGGAGUACCCCUUUAAAGCAGCGUCUGAAAAGAAAUACAACACAAGACACGGAUCUGGAUGUGACUGCACUAGGGUUGCCAUUUAAAGGGGUCCUCCACAUAGGACCGUUCAAAAAAGUAGGGAUUGUCCAAUGACAAUAUGCUUAGGAUUAAUUUUCCCUGCAGCGCCACAACAGGAGAAACCAAGCAUUACACUGUGUCCAUUAAAAUCAAUAGGUUGUCUGGAUAAUGCAGGACAGGAAAGGUCCUCCGGAAAAGGAGACGCUGUUUCUAAACUCGCUUAACCCAAGUCCAGAGGGAACAGUGGGGCAGUGUUUUCCAACCAGUGUGUUCUCAGCUGUUGCAAAACUACAACUCCCACCAUGCCCGGACAGCCUUCGGCUGUCCGGACAUGCUGUGAGUUGUAGUUUUGCAGCAGUUGGAGGCACCCUGGUUGGAAAACACUGCAAGGGAGGAAGCUCUGCCAAUUAGCUCCUAGAGAACUGCAAAUUACAGAUAAAGCCUGCAGAGCAGAAAUCUGCUUUAAAAUACCAUAUACAAGUUAAAUAAUGGCCAGAAAUAGUGCUUCCCCUCAAGGACACACAGGGUAUAUAUAGGAUAUAUAGAAGGGAAUUUUACUUGUAUACUGACAUGACAUAUUGGCACGUCAGUAUAUAACAGUAUGCACCACUCCAUUUACGAAAGUAAGUGUCAGGUUCGGUUGGGUUUAUAUUCAUAGGUAUCUUCAGGUCACGUGUGUGUAUAUAGAUAUUUACAGCUCCCAUUGGCCUUUGAUCUUCCAUGCUAUACAUUACCUUAUGUAACCUUAUGGGAUGAGAACAGGGAGAGAAUAGCUUAUCAGUAAUGCUUUUACUCAUGCUUUUUACUCAUUGCUCAGGGGUUACUGACCUGCCCUUAAAUGGAAUGUGUUACCUAGAUUUUUUUAUUUUUUUCAGAGUAAAAAAAAAAUAUGUUUCUAUUUUCUGAUUGUAAUUUAUUUAUUUUUUAUUUUUUGUAAAUUAUUAUAGGGGCAGCCAUGUUGCCUGAGCUGUUUUAAAAGCCUUUAGUGCUUUAAAGUAAGCCCCAUGCUGUCCUAUUUACUAGAAUUGGAAAUGUUACUGGACAUUCUCUGUGACCUUUAUAGAUGUCAUUCUAAAGGGAGGGGGAGGCUGAGCUGUGAGCAACCGCUAUUGUGUGUACCUCUUAUCUACUGGUGUCGCCUUUCACUGUAAUCCUGUCUGAGAUGAUAAAGAGGAGACUGCUGGGAAGUGAUCUGAACAGAUCAGGAAGUUUGAGCUUAAUUUGAGGCCUAGUGGCCAAAAUGGAAACUGCAAGAGGUUAAGAUUAUUUUAAAAUAUAGAGGAUUUAUCAUUGUUGCCUUUGGAAACGGAGUUUUGAAGUCUUCUUUUGGUUUUGCCUAUGUGUGACAUAUUCAUCAUACUAUCACGGGGGGUCUGACAAAUUUACAAAAUACUGUUGAAAAAAAAAAAAGAAAUGUUGUAGAGAAUUAAAACGAAAACUACACAACACUCUUAGUAAGUUAGGGACAGUAUAUUGUUUCUUGUUUGCUUUAAAUGAAUCAUAUAUAAAGAAGUGAAGAUUAUUUGGAUAAUAAACAGUGUGCGUGUACUUUUCUGAAGACUGUUGCCCUAUUGGGAACAUAGAGCACCCAGUUUUUCACAACACUAACACCCAAGAUCACCCGUUCUAUAAGCAUUAUAGUAAGGCUGAAGAGGUCUCCACUACUACGCUAGUUCAGGAGCUUCAAAAUCAAUUAAAGGAAAUCCAUAUGUUGCUGCAGCUAGAGUAUGGAAAAUACAUAUCGGUGCUAGGAGACAUGGAAGAGAAUACCAGGAGUGAGCAGAGAGACAGUGAGAGACUGUCCGCGAGUUACCCUGACGCCCAAGAAGCUUGCAAAGGUGAAGAAAAGUCAGACCGAGACAGCUCGAAGAAAGAGACAGACCAAGGACAGGUGUCUGUCAGAAGACAAGAGAAUGUCUUAGGGUCCAGCAGCGAGAGUGAGGAGACAGCUGUAAGAAAGAGACCUCUGAAAAACUGAGCCGGUCCUGAUGAGAAAAGGGGCAGGUUCACGAGUCUGUGGCAGUGGAACAAAAGUCUGGGAAGCAGAGGAAUGAGGACUCCAAACAACCAAAGGCUAAAGAGUCUGAAGACAAUGAGAAGAAGCCAUGAGAGGUCCUCAGAAGCGGAGACUGAGGUGAAGCCAUAUAGGAAGUCCUCAGAAGUGGAGACUGAGGUGAAGCCAUAUAGGAAGUCCUCAGAAGCGGAGACUGAGGUGAAGCCAUAUAGGAAGUCCUCAGAAGUGGAGACUGAGGUGAAGCCAUAUAGGAAGUCCUCAGAAGCGGAGACUGAGGUGAAGCUAUAUAGGAAGUCCUCAGAAGCAGAGACUGAGGUGAAGCCAUAUAGGAAGUCCUCAGAAGCAGAGACUGAGGUGAAGCCAUAUAGGAAGUCCUCAGAAGCGGAGACUGAGGUGACGCCAUAUAGGAAGUCCUCAGAAGCAGAGACUGAGGUGAAGCCAUAUAGGAAGUCCUCAGAAGCGGAGACUGAGGUGACGCCAUAUAGGAAGUCCUCAGAAGCGGAGACUGAGGUGACGCUAUAUAGGAAGUCCUCAGAAGCAGAGACUGAGGUGAAGCCAUAUAGGAAGUCCUCAGAAGCAGAGACUGAGGUGAAGCCAUAUAGGAAGUCCUCAGAAGCAGAGACUGAGGUGAAGCCAUAUAGGAAGUCCUCAGAAGCGGAGACUGAGGUGAAGCCAUAUAGGAAGUCCUCAGAAGUUGCAGAGACAUUGACAUUUGAUAAUGAAAAUCCUGGGGCAGAGAAGUUCUCUGAGGCAGAGGCUAAAUCAGAGACUGUAAAGGUCGUGUCCCUAAAGAAAAGGCUAAUCAGAAAGCAGAGUCCUUAAAAAGAGGUCACUGUGAUAGAAGACUGGGUCAUGAUAGAAACACUCAGAGGCGCUGGAUUUGUUCCAGAAAACGCUGGAAGAAAGUCAGCAGAUGUAGGACUUGGAGUAGACUCAAGGAGAAGAUGGACAGGUGAAUUAAAGGGAAGCCUCCUGAAAUUGUGGAGAAUGUCUUAAGUCCUGCAAAUGGGGGAUACAAGCUUGGUUGGCCACCAGCAAAGUUCAGGCGGUGGUCAUCCUGUUGAUGGAAGAAGACAAAGGCCUGGAACAUCUGCCUUGUCCGCACCUAGUGUCCAGAGCACUGCGCAGACCAAGAUGAAGAACCUGGCGUUGAAAAGGUGUGACACGAAUAGAGCCUUCUACAAGGGAUUUGUCAGGCAAUUAAAAUUCUGUGCUCAGUGGCUGGUGAAAGUGCGAAUGAAAGAAGGGUGUGCCAUUGAAGUGGUGCAUAUAGAAUCGGCUGAAGAAGUAAGCAAAGUGCCUCAAAACCUGCUGGACGAAGUUGGUCAAGAAAAAGGAAAGGCAGCUGUACAUUGUCUUUUGAAGUCAAGUGCUCCUCCCCGGUGGAGCAGAGGGGAAAGGGAACAUGUGGCAUUGAGGCAGGAUUGAGGGCAUUGAAAGGGUGGGUUUCCCAGUCCUUUAUCCUAGGUGAACCAGCAGACACACUCAUCAGGUGCCUAAUCAACACAGAACAGCAGGAAGGGCAGAUAUUUAAGAGUCCAGGAAGUGUAGUCUGGACUUUCCCCAGAAGACAGCAGGGUGGCUGUGAGGGAGAGGCAAGGGGUCCUUGCAAGGAGCCCACUGCCAGGCACUGUGAGUGACCCACAAGAGUGAAGUGGACUGUGACAAGUUGUGUUAACACAGGUGAAGUGUUAGUUCUCUUGUAUGAGAAAGACAAGGGGUCUAAGAAGAAAAGGCAAGAGGACGCAAAUGCUGUGUGUGAACAGUAAGUAAAGGUUGCAGGAUGUAUGUUUUAACUGGCAGGGAAAAACCCUCCAGUUGAUAGGGCAUGCUGUUUUGUAGUUAGUGGUUGUACUGCCUAGGUGUUUAUUUUUGUUUCCUGUGUUAUGUUUUUGUUUAUCCUGCAACCUAUCUAAUAAAGCUGGCAAGGAGACAGUUUUGCAUGAGGAAAUUGCAGUUUUCCUGCUGAAUGAAGUAAAAACGUGUGCUGUGACAAAGGACGAACCCCGAGCUAUCCCCAAUACAUUUAUUUCUCACUAUACAUUCGUUUUUCUAUUUAGAUUACGUUGAGGUUAAAGGGGUACUCCGCCCCUAGACAUCUUAUCCCCUAUCCAAAGGAUAGGGGAUAAGAUGUCAGAUCGCUGCGGUCCCGCUGCUGGGGAGCCCUGGGAUCCC
Molecule: messenger RNA, 4714 nt
Organism: Hyla sarda
Lineage: Eukaryota; Metazoa; Chordata; Amphibia; Anura; Hylidae
Exons: 2
Coding region: 2576-3361 (261 amino acids)
Source: RefSeq, a predicted model, not a curated record